CGCGCGCCACCAGAGCCAGCGCAGGAGCCGGCGCUCGCGCAGCCGAAGCGGCGGCAGCUCGCACAGCCGGAGUACGUCGCGCUCGACGUCGCCGUCGCUGGACGAGAUGCUCCUCGAGGCCGCCGACGGCAGCGAGGAGCGUGAGCGCAGGAGGUCUGGCAGCCCGGACUACCGCGAUCGGCGGAGGGAGCGGUACCCGCCGGGCGCGUACGGGGUGAACGGCCAUUAUGGUGCGCCGCCGCCGCACGCGAUGGGACCUGGCUCGUACCACGCCGGAUACCCGCACGCGUCGGGCGCGAUGCCGCCUGGCCCGCUUCCCGCGCCCGGUCAACUGCAAACGUAUCAGACGCAUAUUUUCGCUCCACCCGUGACGGGCGCGCCCGUCAAGAAGCCCAAGGGCGGCGCACCGCCGAUGCCGCUCCCCGGUCCCGGAACAGCGCCCCAAGGGCACGCCGUUCAACAACAGCCUCUCGUCCCCGCCGGCAGCACCGGUAGCGUGAUGACGCUCGGUCCCAACGGAUCCGUCAUCUCCGGCCCAUCGACCGUGGGCGGCCCCGGCGGCUUCCCGCCGACGAACAACUCUGGGCAGCGCAUCUGCCGCCAGUGCGGUGUCGCGGGGCGUUACAAGGACGGCAAGUGCGUCGAGAAGUGGGGGCCGGGACCCGAGGGCCCGGGCACGGUGUGCGACCGAUGCCGGAAGAAGAUGAAGAGGGUGGAGAGGAGGGGGACGAUGGAGGCACAGCAGAUCGCGCGAGGGGACGCGGCCGCGCUUGCGCAUCACCAUUCGAUACCGAGGCAGCCGCCGACGGCGGUUGGGCUGCAGAGGACGGGGACGGAGGCGUUGAGCGUGCCUGCGCCGCAGGGACCGGGCCUCGGGCCUCACGGCACGCAGCUGCUGUCGCCUCGAGGGUCGUUUCGCGAGGUGACGAAUACCGGCGUCGGCGCCGCCGUGAACGGUACAUCGGCACGCAAGUCUUCGUCGCCUUACACGUCCGCGCGUCGUCAUUUCUCCCCGCCUUAUGGACACGGCACGUCGGAUCGCCACCGCGCCAAGUCGCAUUCGGGGUCGAGCGUGAGCGGGUCGCCGUUGAGCCAGCCUUCUGGCGCGAGCAGCACCGAGAAGGUUCCCUCGCCCGAGCUGAGGGACUCGCGCACCGGCAAUAACGCCAUGGAGGUGGACGAGGGGGAUGCGGAUGCGGAAGGCGACGAGAUCGACGCGGACGCGGACGGGGAGACCAACGUCGAGGGUGAGGCCGAGGUUGACGCUGAGGCCGACGCCGAUGCCGAGUUGCUUGAGGCGGUCGACGCGGCCGAAGCUGCUCAUGCUGGCGACGACUGAGCGCCUCCGAGGUUUUUUUUUUCGUUCGUCAUUUUUGUUCGCUGCCCCCCCCCCCCCCCACUGCUUUCGGUUUCGUUGCAUAUGCCAUUUGUUGUCUCUCGUCCAUCGCACUGAUUUGUACCGAAGCCAUUUUUUUCCACCUCAGUUUUGUGCCAUGUUGUAUCAUAUCUAUCUUAUC
Molecule: messenger RNA, 1517 nt
Organism: Punctularia strigosozonata HHB-11173 SS5
Lineage: Eukaryota; Fungi; Basidiomycota; Agaricomycetes; Corticiales; Punctulariaceae
Exons: 2
Coding region: 107-1339 (410 amino acids)
Source: RefSeq, a predicted model, not a curated record